GUGGGCGGGUCCACAGGAGGCCUCGCCCCUCGAGCUCUGGAGCCUAUAAAGGGAAGCGACCCCGCGUCCAGCCGGGCUGGUAGCAGCUACUCGGCGCCAGCGUUACCAGCUGGGUAGAUCCCCGCUUCCUAGGGGUAUCCCGGGCCGUAGCCAUGACCCUCCGCCGACUCAGGAAGCUGCAGCAGAAAGAGGAGGUGGCCGCCGCCCGGGCUCCGGACUCGGAAGCUGCUCCAGCCCCGACCCCCUCGGACCCCCACGACCCCCUUGUCUUGUCCGGGCUUCUCCAGUGGACCAGGCGGGCUCGGGAUGAGAUCCCGCUGCUCGCCUCGGACCUGUUGCGGGUCAUAGAGCCCUGGGCUGGAGAGGGUCCAGUGGCGGCCCGCGUGCGCUCUCACGGUGAGGAAGUGCGAGGGGCGCCUUCGACCCCGGAGAGCACCCUUCGGGGGCGCCUGCGUUCCUGGGUUUGGGGCACCGCGCCCUGGACUUCGCCACUACCGGACAAGGUCUCAGGAUUCCGCUGGAAGAAUCUCAGCCAAAGUCCUGAACAGCAACGGAAAGUGUUGACUUUGGAGAAGGAAGACAACCAGACUUUUGGCUUUGAGCUCCAGACUUAUGGGCUUCACCACCGAGAGGAGCAGCGUGUGGAGAUGGUGACGUUUGUCUGCCGAGUUCAUGAGUCCAGCCCUGCCCAGCUGGCUGGGCUCACACCAGGGGACACCAUCGCCAGCGUCAACGGCCUGAACGUGGAAGGUAUCCGGCACCGGGAGAUUGUUGACAUCAUCAAGGCAUCAGGCAAUGUUCUCAGACUGGAGACCCUGUAUGGGACAUCCAUUCGCAAGGCAGAACUGGAAGCCCGACUCCAGUACUUAAAGCAAACCCUGUAUGAGAAGUGGGGAGAAUACAGGUCCCUGAUGGUUCAGGAGCAGCGGCUGGUGCACGGCCUGGUGGUGAAGGACCCCAGCAUCUAUGACACGCUGGAGUCAGUGCGCUCCUGCCUCUAUGGGGCUGGCCUGCUCCCCGGCUCGCUGCCCUUUGGGCCUCUGCUGGCAGUGCCCAGGGGUCCCCGCAGCGGCCCCCAGAAGGCCCGGAGUGACACCGACGACAACAACGCGGACGCCAUCUACCACACCUGCUUCUUCCGGAGCGCUGAGACGCCCGCGCUGCUGCCACCUCCACUGCCUCCUGCGCACGCACGAGCCUUCUGCUGCCCUCCAGGCCUCCUGUGGGAGCCCUUCUUCCACUCCAGGCCAGAACAGUUCCAGCAGUUCCAGCAGAAGAGAGCUCACUCAUGCUUGGUGCAGGUCGAGACCAGCAGAGGGGAGAUCAGACUGCUGGAGACCCACGAGCUGCGCGAGAGGCUGCAGGGCUGA
This is a messenger RNA of Fukomys damarensis (Damara mole-rat), 1370 nucleotides long. It is a transcript of the gene Tamalin, whose product is annotated as trafficking regulator and scaffold protein tamalin. Gene Ontology annotation, biological process: signal transduction. Gene Ontology annotation, molecular function: protein binding. Gene Ontology annotation, cellular component: plasma membrane. Bases 153 to 1370 code for a protein of 405 amino acids. NCBI's taxonomy places the organism in Eukaryota, Metazoa, Chordata, Mammalia, Rodentia, Bathyergidae. The transcript has 11 exons. The record is from RefSeq and is a predicted model, not a curated record.